Messenger RNA from Naegleria fowleri, 2865 nucleotides. RefSeq lists its product as uncharacterized. NCBI's taxonomy places the organism in Eukaryota, Heterolobosea, Eutetramitea, Acrasida, Naegleriidae. The transcript has a single exon. The coding region runs from base 1 to 2865 and encodes 954 amino acids. Gene Ontology annotation, molecular function: methyltransferase activity; structural constituent of ribosome. Gene Ontology annotation, biological process: translation. Gene Ontology annotation, cellular component: mitochondrial small ribosomal subunit. The record is from RefSeq and is a predicted model, not a curated record.
AUGCAACGAUUGAUUCUUUCUCAUAGGCCAUCAUCCAUCUUGUGGAAGAGUCCCGCAAUCCAUCAUGGCAACUCUUAUGGCAUUUGCAUCAACAGCUCGCUCCGAAAUUAUUUACAUGAAGGAGUAAUAAUAUCUCCAACAACAUCAGUGAAGCGUACUUUUACAACACAGACUCUUUGUCAGGGAAAGAGCUUUGACAAAUUAUUGUCCUCCAUAGAAAAGGAUUCGGGAAUGAAAAAGUCUUCAAAGAGACAUCGCAGCGCUAAAAUUGAAGAACCAAAGACCAAAAUCCCAGAGAAGAAGAAAGCAACUUCUCAGCUUUUCAAAAAACUGGAACCAACAAUCACCCAGAAUCGAGAGACUGAACCAACAAAACUCAACGACAGCCCUAACACAACACACAAAAACACACACACCUCACAACCAAAAGCUGCCACAAAUCCAUUACAACAAUCUGAGCCAACAUUUAAAAUAAUUGACAAGUCUCAAAAACGGAAUGAAAAUAAUGAUGAAUCAAUAUUAACACCAGUAGCAGAAUAUACAGCCUCUAAAUUACACAACAAAGAACUUACCUCAAAACUUCAAAAGAUCGUAAACACAGAAGAUGAUGUCGAGAGCGUCAUUGAAUGGGGAAAGAAACAUGAUCUUAGAUUAAACUAUGAUAAAGUGUUAACUCCAACAACAACCAAAACUCCUGAAGAAAAAGAAAAGGCCAAACAACGUUUAAAGAAAGCAUAUCAAGAAUAUGUACAAAAUGUAUCCGUACAAGAGGAGGAAAACAAAAUUGAAGAUGAGCAAUCGUUGAAGCUUUACGGUGAGCAAUUCGUUACAAGUGGUGCACCUAAGGGUUUUGAAAUGAUCGAAAGUAGCAAAUUAUCAUCAAAGCCUCACAAAAAAACAGAUAUGGAAAAGUUGGCAUCAAGACUAUCAAGCUUGAAAAAGAAAACUCUUCCAGAAGAGACAAUGAAAAAACAACUACUUUUAAAACAAGUUACUGAAAAGGGAUCUCUUCAAGAAGAAAAAAGACCAACAGAGACAAGUUCGAGCACUGCACCAACAACGACUGUAUUAAACUUGACCGAAGAACAAUACAAUAACGCCAUAUCUUCUCUACAAGAAUUUACAAAGAGCUGGAAAGAAAAAGGAUAUGAUCCAGUUCUUCAAAAUAAUUUUGGAAGAAAGAUUUUGAUCUUGUAUCCUUGUGCAAGUAACAAGAAGCAGCAGCACAAAGUGAAACAAUCAACUCAACAUGCAUCCAACAACAAGAGACUACACGAGUUGUUAGACGAAUUCGAGGAGCAAGGUGUGGAAGAAGAACAUAAGGAUAUCCUUGACAAAACUAUGAGCCAGAAAUUAGUGAAUGUCAAGAAUUACUUUUCGCAAUAUGGCUAUGAUAUUUCAGAUCUCAAGUCACUUCUCAAAACAGACUCAAAGAAACAAAGGAACGCUCAAGAGAAGCCAAACCCUACGAAUCACCAACCAAGAUAUUCUGAAGAAAUUCAAAGAGAAAUUGAAAAUAAUGCAAUGGAUCACUCUUCAUCAGUUGACUAUAACAAUGUAUUGUUAGAUGAAUAUCUUGGUGAUGAUGAUCCAAAUCAAGUAUUUCAAACAGUAGAUCAGAAACAUUUACUCAUGUCUGAAUACGAAGAACAAACACAAUACUCCAUGUUUUCUCCUGAUGUUCAACCUUAUUUGAAAAGAAGUUCAAAAGAAAAUGAAGAAAAACUUCGUCAAGAGAUUGCCAAGAUGAGUAUUGGAUCUAUUCAUCUACCUCCACCUUUAGCGGAAGGUGUUUCAGAAAUUAUCUCUGAAUAUCCUAAAAACCUGAUUCAACGAACAGCUCAAUUAUUGAGUGCUGCUUUUAGACUCCGAACUAGUGGAUUUGAAAAACAACAAGGCUCUUCAACAUUUUCCAAGAUUGAUGAAGAAAAGAAGAUAGGUCUAUCAUCACAACAUGGUGAUGAACUAUUUAGGGAACAAUUAGAAAUCCUCAAACAGUUAAGAAGCUUCAAAAGAACUUCAAAGAAAAAGAAGAGACCUAUUGAUAUUGAAAUGAAAAAGAAAGAAAGUGAAGAAGAAAUGAAUCGAUCGUAUAAUCCACAAAUCAUUUAUAAGGAUUUAGAAGCUGCUGCCUACAUUGCACACAGACUUCCUGCUAUCUAUGGUACUUCUUAUAGAGUAUUCUCAGAAUCUGUAAUGAGAAUGCCAGAUUUUGAACCAAAAACAAUGUUAGAUUUUGGAACUGGACCAGGUACAACUAUUUGGGCGGCUAUGGAAGCAUUUGGAAGCAUUAAGGAGGUUAUGGCAGUUGAACCUUCAACAGCAAUGAUGGAUGUAGCUACUCGUCUAUUUGAUUAUAUGGAAGAAAAACCACAAAUUACAUGGAGACGUUUCUUGAACGAAAAUUCAUCUAAACAAUAUGAUCUUGUUGUGGCUUCAUUUGUUUUGAAUGAACUUGCCAAUGCACAAGAAAGAGAACGAAUUGUUAAAGCACUUUGGAAAGCAACAUCUGGAUUAUUGGUCAUUGUUGAACCUGGAACGCCAGUUGGAUUCAGUUUCAUCAGAGAAGCUCGAUCAACAGUGUUGUCACAAAAGAAUCAUGACUCUCAAAAUGAUAAGCCUGUAAUUUUAGCGCCGUGCCCUCAUGAUUCAGUGUGUCCAAUGAGUGGUACUCCAAAAUGGUGUCACUUUGCUCAGAGAAUCGACAGGGAAUCUUUCCAAAGACUUACCAAACAAGCGAAAAAACAUUAUGAAAAUGAAAAUUAUUCGUUUAUUGCCAUCAAGAGAGAAAGCCUGAAAGGAUUUGAUAAUAGUGAGCAAGUUGAAAAAGGAAGAAGAAGAGGCAAUGAGAGCCAAACAAAUUGA